Molecule: messenger RNA, 1515 nt
Organism: Artibeus jamaicensis (Jamaican fruit-eating bat)
Lineage: Eukaryota; Metazoa; Chordata; Mammalia; Chiroptera; Phyllostomidae
Gene: AMN
Product: amnion associated transmembrane protein
Exons: 12
Coding region: 59-1429 (456 amino acids)
Biological process (GO): intracellular protein localization; receptor-mediated endocytosis
Cellular component (GO): apical plasma membrane; endocytic vesicle
Source: RefSeq, a predicted model, not a curated record
AUGAGCUCCGCGGUGCAAAGUCCUGGGCAGCGGCGGCGGAGGAGGAGGAGGAGUGGAGAUGGGGGCGCUGGGGGCGCCGGGCCGGCUGCUGCUGUGUCUGCAGCUCUGCGAGCUGACCCGAGCCGGCUACAAAAUCUGGGUCCCCGACACCGACUUCGACACGGCGGACAACUGGAGCCAGAACCGGACCCCGUGCGCCGGCGCCGCCGUCGAGUUCCCCGCGGACAAGAUGGCGUCGGUCCUGGUGCGAGCAGCUCACAGCGUCUCGGACAUGCUCCUGCCGCUGGACGGUGAAUUCGUCCUGGCCCCGGGAGCAGGAUUCAGCGCCGCAGCCUCCAGCUCGGACUUGGACUGCGGAGCAGGCGCCGCUGCGCUCUUCCUCGACCCCGACCGCUUCUUGUGGCACGACCCACGCUGGUGGCGCUCCAGGGACUUGACGCACGGCCUCUUCUCGGUGGACGCCGAACGCGUGCCCUGCCACCACGACGACGUCGUCUUCCCGCCGGACGGCUCCUUCCGGGUGGGCCUCGGCCCGGGCGCCCGCACCCUGCGCGUGCGCAGCGUCUGGGCCUUGGGCCAGAAGUUCACACGCGACGAGGACCUGGCUGCUUUCCUGACGUCUCGCGCUGGCCGCCUGCGCUUCCACGGGCCCGGCGCGCUGAGCAUGGAGCCCGAGGCUUGUGCCGACCCGUCGGGCUGCGUCUGUGGCAACGCCGAGGUGCAGCCAUGGAUCUGCAGGGCCCUGCUCCAGCCCCUGGGCGGCCACUGUCCCCCGGUCGCCUGCCGCGAUGCCCUCCGGCCUGAGGGGCAAUGCUGCGACCUCUGCGGAGCCAUCGUGUCGCUGACCCACGGCCCCGCCUUUGACCUGGAGCGGUACCGAGCGCGGCUGCUGCAGGACUUCCUGACGUUGCCCCAGUACCAGGAACUGCAGGCAGCCGUGUCCAAGGUGCGGCGUCUGCCCCAGUCCCUCGAGGCCACCGGCUCGGAAGCCGACACGGAGAUCCAGGUGGUGCUGGUGGAAACCGGGCCCCGCACGGGCGGCGCGAGGCAGCUGGCCAGGGCCCUCCUGGCGGACGUCGCCGAGCACGGAGAGGCCCUCGGGGUCUCGGCAGCGACCGUCCGGGAGUCGGGUGCGCCCGCUGGGGGCGGUCCGGCGGCAGGGCUGGUGGGCGGUGUGACGGCCGCGAUGUUCCUGUUGCUACUGGUGCUGCCGGCGGGGGCGCUGUUGCUGCACCGCACUGGGCGGCUCAGGUGGAGGAGGCGCGACGUGGCGGUCGGGCCGCCCCUGGGCUUCCCCAACCCGGUGUUCGGCGCGGCAGGUUCCGAGGAGCAGCCUCCGUCCCCGCAGCCUCCAGCCCCGCAGGCGGACGCCAGGAGCACCAGCCAGAGCUACUUCGUUAACCCGCUCUUUUCCGAGACGGAGGCCUGAGCGUGCGGAUCCCAGCCUGGGGGAUUCCGUCCCCGCCGGCCACGCACAGGGCGGCUUUGCCCAAUAAAGGCAUUUCCUGCCCCUGC